This is a messenger RNA of Gastrolobium bilobum, 977 nucleotides long. RefSeq lists its product as uncharacterized. The transcript has a single exon. The record is from RefSeq and is a predicted model, not a curated record. Bases 154 to 750 code for a protein of 198 amino acids. NCBI's taxonomy places the organism in Eukaryota, Viridiplantae, Streptophyta, Magnoliopsida, Fabales, Fabaceae.
CAAGUACGGGGAACCAUAAGAUAAUGCUUGGAGUCUAGACUGCAAACUCCUAGAGAAUAGAGUCCACAUAGUUGCUUUGCUUUUAACUCCAUUUUCGGAUCUUGAGGCAUUUUGAUCCGAGAGAGACAAGUAUUAUAUACUUUUCAAUCUAAAAUGCUUAGUGAUAGUGCCAAUUAUCACUCAGCUGAAAUGUCCUUCAGAAUAACACAGGAUGAUGGUAGGUUUUUCUCCAAGCUAAUGGCCAAGGAAACUUCCAAGGCUAACUCUUCUUCAAGGAGGGUCUUCUAUUAUAGAGAAACAUCAGUGGCAGUUCCUUUCAUGUGGGAGGCACAACCAGGAACCCCUAAGCACCCCUUGUUAGAGACCUCUCUGCCACCUCUUACACCCCCACCUUCCUAUUAUUCUAAUUCCAAGUCCAAUGUCAAGAGAAAAAAUUCAAAAGCCAAUAUAUUUUUUACAAGCAUUUUGCCAAGGUUUGCAGGCUCCUCAAGGAAUAAGGCUCUUGUGUCACCAUCAUCAUCUUGGUCACUUUCUUCAUCCUCAUCAUCUUCAUCUUCAUGGUCAUUAGCAUAUUCAUCACCCUCAUUUUCCAUCAGAGAUAAAGAUCAAGUUCAAGGAAACCUUUCAUUCUCACGGUCAAGAUCUCCCUCUUCAACAAUGGGUUCUCCUUUGAGACAUAAAUGUUCACAUGGAUUUAAAGGUUGCUAUCCUUUUGGGAAGAUGAAGAAUGUAACUGUAAGCCAUGAUUAGUUUGAGUUAUCUUCAUUAGAAAUCAAGUAUUCAACAAGAUGUAAGAAAUCUUUGAAAACUUAGUUGUUAAGUGUGUUUUGAAAGAUGUCAGGGUGAGACUAGAUGUGUCAAACAUAUGGUUGUCAUUUCUCAUGAUCAUGACAUAAUAAACAUGCAAUAUGUGUAUGCUUCAAAUUAGAAUCCAUUUUUACUGAUAUCCAAAAAAAAAAAAAAAAAAGAAUCCAUUU